Molecule: messenger RNA, 2880 nt
Organism: Chaetomium globosum CBS 148.51
Lineage: Eukaryota; Fungi; Ascomycota; Sordariomycetes; Sordariales; Chaetomiaceae
Exons: 8
Coding region: 1-2880 (959 amino acids)
Biological process (GO): protein export from nucleus; protein import into nucleus
Cellular component (GO): cytosol; nuclear envelope
Molecular function (GO): small GTPase binding; nuclear export signal receptor activity
Source: RefSeq, a predicted model, not a curated record
AUGGCCUCGCCCUUGGAUCAUCUUGCACAGUUGCUCAACGCAACCCUAGAUGCGCAGCACCAUCGCAAAGCCGAGAAUGCUCUCAAGGAGGAGGCCAAGAAGCCGAAAUACUCGUUGUCGCUUCUGAGCAUCGUGAGCACCGGCGCUCAACCUCUCAAGACCAGACUUGCCGCCGCUCUCGCCUUCAAGAACUUCAUCCGCCAUAACUAUGUGGACGAGGAGGGCAACUAUAAGCUCCCUCAAGAUGAGGUGCAGGCCAUCAAACAAGAGCUCGUUGGCUUGAUGAUUUCGUCCCCACCCACAAUACAGACACAGCUCGGCGAAGCGAUUAGCAUUAUUGCCGACUCCGAUUUCUGGGAGCGCUGGGACACCCUCACCCAGGACCUCGUCAACCGCCUUUCCAAUACAGACUACAAGGCUACAAACGGUGUUCUGGAGGUUGCACACUCGAUCUUCGUGAGGUGGCGCCCCCUUUUCCAGUCGAAUGAUCUCAACAGGGAAAUUCUACACGUCGUUGGUAUCUUCGGAGAGCCCUACAUCCAAAUGCUGAGCAUUGUGGACGGGCAAAUUGAGGCAAACAAAGACAAUGCCAGCGCACUUAAGGGCUGGCUCGAGACCAUGAGCCUCUUGAUAAGGCUUCUCUAUGACCUUGCGUGCCAGGAUAUCCCGCCCAUCAUUGAGACACACCUGCAACCCAUCACGGUGCUCCUACACAAGUACAUCACCUAUUCAAACCCCAUCUUCGACGGUGAGGAGGAUGAGGCCACGCCACUCGAGACCCUCAAGUCGGAUAUUUGCGACGCUCUUCAGCUGUUUACCAACAAGUACGACGACGAUUUCGGGCAAUAUGUACAGGAGUUCACAAACAACGUAUGGAACGUGCUGUCGAGCGUCGGUCCCGAAAAGAGAUACGACAGUCUCACGAGCAAAGCACUACAGUUCUUGACCGCUGUCGCUUCGGUGCGCCGCCAUGCCGAAAUCUUCAACAAUGAACAAAUCUUGGGCACAAUCGUCGAGAAGGUGGUCCUCCCCAAUGUGGCACUCAGGGAGUCAGAUAUUGAGAUGUUUGAGGAUGAACCUAUUGAAUUCAUCCGGCGCGACCUCGAGGGUUCGGAUACCGACUCGCGGAGGAGAGCGGCAACUGACUUCCUACGGAAACUUCUCGACAAUUUCGAACCACUUGUCACCCAGGUGGUCUUUAGGUACAUCAACCACUACCUGAGCCUCGGCAAGACGGAUUGGAAAGCCAAGGACACCGCCGUAUACCUGUUUCUAGCCAUUGCCGCCAAGGGUGCCGUCACGGCCGCCCAGGGAGUGAAGACAGUCAACAGCUUCGUCAAUGUCGUCGAGUUCUUUGAGCAAAACAUCGCCGCAGACCUCCUUACCGAGGGGACCGAGCCCAUCUCGAAGGUCGAUGCUAUCAAAUACCUAUACACCUUCCGGAGUCAACUCAACAAAGACCAAUGGGCCAGCGCCAUUCAACCUCUUAUCCAAAACCUGGCUUCGCCCAACUACGUUGUUUACACGUAUGCGGCAAUUGCUGUGGAGCGGGUGCUGUUCCUGACAGAUGAGCAGGGCCAGCACCUGUUUCCCCGGAGCGACAUCCAGCCGUAUGCCAAGGAUUUGCUGGAGCACCUGUUCGCUCUGAUCGAGAAAGACACAUCUGCUGCCAAGCUUCAAGAGAACGAAUUCCUGAUGAGGUGCAUCAUGCGGGUGAUCAUCGUCAUGAAGGAGGGCGUUCUUGAUUGUGGGGCUGAGAGUGUCCUCAAUCAUCUGAUCAGCAUCACCAACGUGAUCAAGGAGAAUCCUAGCAACCCGCGGUUUUACUACUACCACUUCGAGGCUAUCGGCGCCCUCGUAAGAUAUUGCAGCAACUCGCCCAAACUGAACAUGCUUCCCCAGUUGUGGACACCUUUCGUCGCCAUCCUUAACGAGGAUGUAUCUGAAUUCGUUCCCUUCGUUUUCCAGAUCUUUGCCCUGCUCCUAGAGCUCAACCCGUCAAACCAGGUACCCGGUGAUUUCAAGAUGCUCAUUGAAGCUGUCCUUGCCCCAGGGCCGUGGGAGACGAGGGGUAAUGUACCGCCUCUGUCUAGGUUCAUGGCGGCUAUCAUCCCCAAGGCCGCAGAGGAGAUCAAGGCCGAAAAGAAACUGGAGCCCUUCCUCGCUAUCUUCCAGCGCCUGCUAGCGGGGAAGAAGACAGACCAAAAUGCCUUCGAUAUUCUCGAAGCUAUCGUUGGCACAUUCCCUGGGGACGUUUUGGAACCGUACUUCGGCACUGUUGUCACGCUUAUCUUUACCAAGCUGCAAGCGAGCCCCACUGACUCGUACAAGUCUCGCGUGGCGCGACUCUAUCACCUCGUUUCGGCCCGGGCCGGCGACGGCAAUAUGGGUGCCGACUUCUUCAUCAAGCAUGCCGAGGGCAUCCAGCUGAACGUGUUCACGCCGUUCUAUCUUACCGUCAUCUUGCCAACAACGGGCCAGUUCGCGCGCCCUGUCGACCGCAAGCUCGGCGUUAUCUCGUACACCAAAACGCUGUGUGAGUCGGAGGCGUUCGCUCAGCGUUACCAAAAAGGGUGGGGGUUCACGUGCAACAACCUGCUGGAUCUACUCAAGAACCCUCCCCGCGUGGCCGCUGGGUUCGGCGACGACAUUGUCAACGAAGCAGAUGUCGACGAUAUCGGUUUCGGCGUCGGCUUUACUCCACUGAACACAUGCAAGCGCGGACCCCGCGACGACUUCCCCGAUAUUGUCGAGGUGGACAAGUGGGUCAGCCAGUACAUGAAGGAGGCAAACCAGCGCCACAACGGCACGCUGGUCAGGUUUGUGGAAGAGCGUCUGUCGCCUGAGGCGAAGACCGCUUUGGCGCCGUACUUGGCUUAG